AUGCUGUCCAAACUUUCCAUGCUCGCUCUGGCGAGCUAUGCCACCGCUGAACUCGCCCCCAUUCACAUCAAGGGCCAGAAGUUCUUCUACGAGAACGGUACCCAGUUCUUCAUGAAGGGUAUCGCCUACCAGGAGGAGUCAUCCGCCAAGGGUCAGACCAACGAUGACAGCGACAAGUACAAGGAUCCCCUCGCUCAGCCCGACCUCUGCAAGAAGGACGUUCCUCUGCUGAAGGAGCUUGGCAUCAACACCAUCCGCACCUAUGCCAUCAACCCCAGCGCUGACCACAGCGAGUGCAUGGAGCUACUCGACGAGGCUGGCAUCUAUGUCAUCUCUGAUCUCUCCCAGCCUGCGCUGUCCAUCAUCCGUGACGCCCCCGAGUGGACUGUCGACCAUUACAAGCGCUACAUGGCCGUUGUCGAUGAGCUGGCCAACUACAGCAACGUCAUCGGUUUCUUCGCCGGCAACGAGGUCUCGGAUGCCAACAACAACACCGAGGCUUCUGCCUACGUCAAGGCUGCCCUUCGUGACACCAAGGCCCACAUCAAGGAGAAGGGCUACGGGCUUGGUGUCGGCUACGCUACAAACGACCACCCUGACAUCCGCGAUGACAUUGCCACCUACUUCAACUGCGGUGAGGAUGAGGAGGCCACUGACUUCUGGGGCUACAACAUUUACUCGUGGUGCGGUGACUCCUCCAUGCAGGAGUCUGGCUACGCCGACUGGGUCGAUUACUACAAGGAUUACAACGUUCCCGUCUUCUUCGCCGAGUACGGUUGCAACACUCAGGGUGGCGCCGAGGGUCGUGAUUUCGAGGACACUCGUGCUCUCUUCAAUGAUGAGAUGACUAGCGUCUUCUCUGGUGGCCUCGUAUACAUGUACCACCAGGAGGACAACGACUAUGGUGUCGUCGAGUACAAGAACAACAAGCCCCAGAGGAUGGACAACUUUUACGAGCUCAAGAAGGCCCACGCCGAGGUCGACCCCAAGGGUGUCGACGAGGACGACUACGACCAGGAGCACGAACGUGAGGAGUGCCCCGAGCUCUCCCAGUUCUGGAGGGCCAACGCUCGUCUGCCCCCCACCCCCAGCGAGGAACUUUGCGAUUGCGCUGUUGCCGCCUCUGGCUGCCAGGUCAAGGACAACGUUGACAAGGAAGACUACGGCGACAUCUUUGACUUCAUCUGCGAGAACGAGGGCGAACUCUGCACGGCCAUCAACGGUAACGCCACCACCGGUAUCUACGGUGCCUACUCGGCCUGCGACGCCAAAUCCAAGCUCACCAUCCUCCUGGGCAUGUAUUACGAGGCUCUUGACAAUGCCUCAGAUGCCUGCGACUUUGACGGCCAGGCCUCCACCAAGGAUGCUGACGAUGACGACGACUGCGCCGACGCCCUCGCCUCUGCUUCCGAGAUCAACGCCGAGGCUGCUACUGCCACUGGCGCCAUGUCCGAGCCUGCCUCCACCGGCGACUCUGACGAGGCUGACGACGAGGACUUUGGUAUCACCAACGCCCCCAUCGCCCGCGUCUUCAACUCCGCCGUCGGCCUGUACAUGGUCGUCGCUGCUGGCGUUGGUGCUGGUGUUGUUCUCCUGUAA
Molecule: messenger RNA, 1599 nt
Organism: Emericellopsis cladophorae
Lineage: Eukaryota; Fungi; Ascomycota; Sordariomycetes; Hypocreales; Bionectriaceae
Product: glucanosyltransferase-like protein
Exons: 1
Coding region: 1-1599 (532 amino acids)
Biological process (GO): fungal-type cell wall (1->3)-beta-D-glucan biosynthetic process
Cellular component (GO): cytoplasm; fungal-type cell wall
Molecular function (GO): 1,3-beta-glucanosyltransferase activity
Source: RefSeq, a predicted model, not a curated record